Pelodiscus sinensis (Chinese soft-shelled turtle) is the source of this 1244-nucleotide messenger RNA. NCBI's taxonomy places the organism in Eukaryota, Metazoa, Chordata, Testudines, Trionychidae. The record is from RefSeq and is a predicted model, not a curated record.
GUUUAAACCAGGGACUGGCAGGAGAAGAAGAUGAAUUGAACCAGGCAGGAAUAACAUGCCUAGAAAAGGCAUACCUUGGCCUAGAAUUGGACUGGACCUUGGAAGUACAGCUUUAUGUCUACAGACCCUUAAGGGGGAGAGGAUGCAGGUCCUGUGAGGCUGUAGGAUGAUCGAACUCUCUGGAGCCAGUCAGCGCUGGCCAGGCAAAGCCCUUCAGCCUGUCUUGGAGGGAUUCGCUGGGGUCAGAGUGUGUCACCGGGAGCAUUUGGAAUUAAAGUUCAUUAAUCCUCAGACCUGCCCUGUACAUGAUGUCAGCUGUCAAUGACACCAAACUCAGCUCAGCAGUGUUUUGUCUCACUGGGAUACCUGGACAUGAACACGUCCAUCUCUGGGUCUCCAUCCCCUUUUGCUUAAUGUAUAUUAUUUCAAUAAUAGGCAAUUCAAUCAUUCUGUUCAUUAUAAAAACAGACCCAAGCCUGCAUGAGCCCAUGUACAUUUUCCUUUCCAUGUUGGCCAUCACAGACCUUGGCUUAUCGAUAUCCACCAUGCCGACAAUCCUGGGCAUAUUCUGGUUUAACGCUAGGGAGAUCAGCUUCAGUGCCUGUUUUUCCCAGCUGUUCUUCAUCCACUCACUUUCAUUCAUUGAAUCCUCUGUCCUCCUGUUGAUGGCCUUUGACCGCUUUGUCGCCAUCCGUAACCCGCUGAGAUACGCCUCCGUCUUAACCCUGCCGAGAAUAGCCAAGAUGGGAUUGGUGUCCGUGCUAAGAGCGGUGGUCCUAAUAUUACCACUCCCCAUUCUCCUGAAGCAGUUCCGAUACUGUCAAAACAACGUCCUCUCCCACUCCUACUGCUUGCACCAGGAGGUCAUGAAGAUGGCUUGUUCGGAUAUCAGAGUCAACAGCAUCUAUGGCUUGUUCAUAAUAGUCUCCACGGUGGGGUUGGACUCCUUGCUUAUCCUCCUCUCUUAUGUGAUGAUCCUCAAAACAGUGCUGAGCAUCGCGUCCCAAGCGGAGCGCCUCCGGGCCCUGAACACUUGCGUCUCCCACCUCUGCGCCGUCCUGCUCUUCUAUACACCAAUGAUCGGCCUGUCUGUGAUACACAGAUUUGGGAAUGACUCUUCUCACUCGCUUCAGAUACUCAUUGGCUAUGUCUACCUGCUGGUCCCACCCCUGAUGAACCCCAUCGUGUACAGCGUGAAAAGCAAACACCUGCGCGCCAGGAUCAUCCGGGUGUUCGUCAAGUGA